UAGAAAGUCAUUCAGGCCACCGGUGAAUGGAGCGUGUCUAAGCCAAGACGCUGGAGGACUUAACUGGCAGCGCUAAAAUAUGAGAGCCUCGCAAUCUGCCCUGGUGGGCGCCAUCCUCACCCUGCUGAUUCUCACUGACCCCAGCCAUGGAGAAUCCUACUUUGGGGACAGCUUCUGCAGUAUCCAAACCGUCCAAGAUGUCUCUCGCUUCCACGUGACAUUACAGAUGAAGACGAGUCGGAGAAGUGGCCUACUGCUCCUGGCCGCUGGAAUGGAGGACUACCUGUUUAUCGAGCUCCUAAAUGGGAAAAUACAGGCGCGGAUGAACAUGGGUGCGGGCGAGGUGAUGUUGUCAUCAUCGCAAGGCCUCCAGCUCAACAACCUUCUGGACCACAAAGUUUCCCUCACGCUGCAGGAGGCCAAGCUCACCCUGACAAUUGACGAUCUCUUCUCCACAUAUGUCCCUGUUGGCGAUGACGGGGAGGAACUGAACAUUGACCAGGGCAUUUGGUUGGGAGGAACCGGAGAACUUGAUACUCCCUACCUGAGCAAUGCCAUUCCGCCUUUCCGUGGCUGCAUGACCAACGUCAAAUUCGAGUCCCAUCAAUUUGACAUUCUCGGCACACUCUUCAAACAGUGCCACGACACCAAGGAAUCCUGCAGCAGUGAGUUUGAAGCAGGUGACGGAGAGGCAACCAGUUUUAGCACUCCAGAUUCUUUUGUCUCUUUUCCUACUUGGAGUGGAGCUAGCGGUACACCAAGAGUUUUGGAAUUCCUCAUGAAAACUACCAUCGAGGAUGCCCUUCUGGCCUUUCACCCCGGGAGAGAGACGGACUUUAUCGCUAUCGGUGUUGUGAAAGGCUACCUAAAAGGCGUGCUGGACUAUGGCAAGGGCAUGGAGGUGCUGGAGAACAAUGAAGUGCAGCUGGAUGAUGAUCAGUGGCAUAGAAUUAGGGUCCAGGUCAGUGAGGAUUCAUUUGACAUCAAUAUCGACAGCCAGAUCGUAUCCCUUCCUCUUGAUUCUACGCAAAAAUUGGACUUGGUGGGAAAUUUAUAUUUGGGAGGCAUUCAGGCUAAAAUGAAGGAUGUCUUUCGGGCGAGUGACUCAUUAAAUCGCGCAGAAGAAGAGAUGACUGCCGAGUCCUUCAUCGGAUGCUUGGGAGAGAUCAAAGUCAAUCAGAAGGAUCGGAGCUUACAGGAUGCGCUGGUGACCAAAGAUGUUCACGUCAAAUGCGAAGGAGAGGACUACGACUAUUCCAGUUAUUACGACGCCGACACGACAACAACAUCCCCGCCGCCCCGUACUCAGUAUGUUGAUAUUGAAAUGACAGAACCGCAUUGCUACCCGACAGAGGACACGCCGGCUAUCUUCAAAAAUGUGACCAAGCUCCUUGAUGUAAUACCAAUGCUUGUGCCAGAAGGUGGGGAGGUUUUUCUCGACAUUGAAAACCUGCGCCCGACCUUUGACCUUGGUGCUGCCGGCAUGCGUCAGUCCCAGAUCAUCUUUUCUCUUAAGACCGACCCUUGGUACGGUCUGCUUGACAUGAACAUCAACACAAAACGCACGCAAAAAUUCACUCUUCUGGACGUCGUCAACAAGAAAAUUAAGUAUAUGCAUGAUGGACACGAAAGACACGCGGAUCGGAUUCACCUGGAGGUGGUUGCGAGCAGUAAUGGCUACCUCCCAGAAUGUCUUAAAACACCCCAAAGUUAUGUGCUACCAGUCGAAAUCAUUCCUGUCCGUGACAUUCCACAAGUGAGUGGUGGAGAAAUCCCCAUUAUAGAAAAUGGCAGGACUCGCUUGAGCCCCGGUCUUCUCAAAAUCGCAGAUUCCGACACACGCUGUGACAACUUGGUGCUAACUGUGACAUCUGAGGUUUCCCCUGAAAGGGGUUAUCUCGAGAAAAGUCAGGAACCAGAGCAAAGAAUUACAGCGUUUACUUGCAGGGACCUAAAGGAAGGGAAUAUCUAUUACGUGCACAAAGGGGGCGACGGGAACACCAUUACCGUCAAAGUAUCAGACGGUCAAUCUGUCAGCCACUCUGCAACUUUCAAGUUGGCUUUGACAGAGCCACAUAUGACCGUCGUUACCAACACUGGACUGCUCUUGGCUCAAGGCAGCAACGCUUCUAUCGGCAUUCACAAUUUGGCAGUCGUCACGCAUCCUCGCAACGGAGAUGUCGUUUAUAACGUCACGCAACCGCUCAUAUACGGCGAACUGAAGAUCAUGACGAGCGAUGGGAUGUUAAAGGCAAUCACAGAGUUCCAUCAGUCCGAUCUGGAUCAAAAUUACCUCAGGUACUUCAGCACAGAUUCCAGUGACCAAGAUGACGUUGUUGUUGAACAGAUUCAGUUUGACACGCACCUGGGAACGUUCUCCCUCAGGAAUAACACAUUUUUAGUUAAAAUCAUGCCUUCUCCGGUAAAACUCUCUGCCCUGGUGCCAAUGGAGAUGCAGGCUAGUGAAGAGCUGAUCAUUGGAUCCGGUGAACUUCAAGCUGAAGUGAAAGGGAGAAAACCAGACCCGGAAAGUGUUCAGUACAUUCUUGUCAAGCCUCCAAGCCUGGGUAUUCUGCAGAUACUGGACACAGAGUUGAAUGAAGGCGAUACCUUCACCCAGAGAGACAUAAUGGACAAUUAUAUCAGCUACAGAGUUCUAGGGCGAAGAGCUGUCGACACGACGGAUCAAUUCCAGUUUAAAGUCUUUGCCGACGAUCAGUACUCUCCUUUAUACACAUUUCCGAUCACCGUCCUUGCCGAUUCCGAUGCCCCCGUUCUGACCAAUGAGUUGCUAUCCGUCCUACAAGGCAGUGAGCAGGUUUUAAACAAAAAUCACCUGUGGGUGGAAUCAACCGGCUCCUCAGAUUUUAUGUACCAGGUCAAUCAAGAACCAAAGCAUGGGCGACUCAUCAGGGACUCCCCUCCAGGUCAGCCUCGAUUCGAGGGAGCCAUUCGAGUGUUCAGUAACGAAGACCUCCAACUUGACAGACUCAUAUACCAGCACGAUGGUUCCGCGACGGAUAAGGAUGAGUUCCACUUCACGGUAUUCGAUCAGGGAGCAGACAGGUUUGGCAUUCAGGAAACGAUCCGUGACGUUUUCAGGAUAUCCAUCCAAAGCAAGAACGAGCACGCUCCGCUGCAAGUUGUGGAUAAAGUUUUCCACGUUGUCCGGCACGGACAGCGCCUGCUAACAACUGAUGAUAUCCAGUUCAAAGAUGAUGACUUGGGUUUCAACGAUUCCCAGAUCGUCUACGCUCGUGAGGGUAUCCUUUCUGGCAAUAUUGUCGCCGCCCACAAUCCCUCACAAUCCCUUUUCCGUUUCACCCAAGCCGACCUGCGAGAUAAAAGGGUUCUCUUUAUUCACCAAGGAGCGGAUCAAGAGCGCUUCCCGCUGAAAGUGUCUGACGGAUUUCACAAGACAACUGCUUUGCUGCAGAUUCAAGCCGGCGAACCCUACCUGAGAGUGGCGAACAAUACCAUGAUUGUCAUUGAUCACGGAAGCACCAAGACCCUGGACACGACAUUGCUGAGCGCCGAGUCCAACAUGGACAUCAGGGAUGAGAGCGAGAUUAGGUUUCGGGUGACGUCACCACCCAGUGAAGGCAGAAUUAUUGUCAGUGGGAUUGAGGCGCAAGAAUUCACCCAGGAGGACCUGAAAAAGGGCGUGGUUUCCUAUGAGCAUAAUUACGAGAGCCUGAGGUCCAAGGAUGCCUUCAGUUUCACAGUCCAAGCGAGAGACAACUCCGAGGACGGCACAUUCAGGAUUAAAAUAUUCAAACAAGGGUACCUCUCAGAGCCUCAAGUGAUUACCAAUGCGGUCGUCAUUUCCUACGAGGGCGAGCACACGGUCAUCAACUCCGAUUUUGUCAAGGUGGAGCAAGCUGACAUUCUGCCGACGGAAAUGGUGUUCACCAUCAAAGAGCCGCCCCGCCUCGGCCAUGUGGUCAAGCUGACAAACAGCACGGACGGCACAGACUCGCCGCUCCUCGACUAUAUUCACUCGUUCACGCAGGAGGACAUUGAUCACGGGCGCAUCCUCUACGUGUCUGCGUCCAUCCUGGGUACUGACGCGUUUACCGUGGAGGUCAGCAACGGUUUUACCACAGUGGAGGACCUGCGCAUCGCCGUGAAUAUCGUGCCUCGAAUCAUCCCCAUCCGGGCCCUCAAUUUUACCGUGAAGGAAGGCUUCAGCAGGGUCAUCAACGAUGACGUCAUCAACAUCUCGCAUCCCUUCUACAACUCCUUCAACAUCGAAUUUGUCGUGGGAGACCCGCCCAAGCACGGCGAGAUCCGUUUCCAGGAUGGAGAUGAGCUGACUUAUUUCACUUGGGAAGAGAUAAGACUCGGACACAUCUACUACGUGCACGACAGCAGCGAGAGCACCGAGGACGACUUCACCAUCUCCGCCUCGGCUUAUGAGAUCGACCGCCGCAGCCUCCCCGUCACCGUCGCCGUGACUGUCAGGCCUGUCAACGACGAGCCGCCCAAACUGACGCACAACACCGGGCUGGAGGUGCUCGCCGGCGAGGAGGCCGACAUCACGUCCAGCAUGCUGAAAAGUGAAGAUGCCGAUACCCCCGCCGAGGAUGUCUUUUACAACGUGGAGUCUCCCACCAGCGGGAUGGUGGCCUUCAAAGACUUCCCCGAGGAGGCCGCCGUCAACUUCACCCAGGCCCAAAUUGACAACGGGGAGGUCAUCUUCAUUCACGAGGGUGAGGAGUCUGGCGGUUUUAACUUCACGGUGACAGACGGCGAACACACGUCUCCGCUCUACAGAUUUGUGGUCACGGCCAGGCCCCUCACCAUCACCAUGGAAACGCAAGAGGAGCUCAUGGUGUUUCCAGGAACCAGGCAGCCUAUCACGGCUGCCAAUCUGGGUGCCGUGACUAACGAGGACGGAAACGAGAUCAGCUACUCGCUGCUCCACCCUCCCCGUUUGGGGAGACUCAUUCUGGCCAACGACAAGAACCAAAUGGAGGAAAUCAGCCGAUUCUCCCAAACUCAGCUGGAGUCUGGAGCGGUCUUCUAUGAGCACCAGAUGCCCGAAAAGCCCUUCUGGGUGGUGCGGGACUCCGUGGAGCUCAUUCUGUCCUCCCAGCCUGCCCCGGAUGUCCGUCACGUGCUGCCCAUCACCAUCUCUUACUAUGCGACGCAUAGCAACAUUUCCUCACAGAUGUGGAGGAACAAAGGUCUGGAAGUCGUGCAAGGCCAGAGGAAAACGUUCGAUGACUCCAUCUUUGACGCUUCCAACCUCCAGGCCAGCCUUCCUGAGCCGGAGAACGCAGAUGUGGUAUUUGAGAUCAAACGUUUCCCUGACCAUGGACGUAUCACCCUUGGGGGUCAGGACCUUCCUCGGGAUUCGCCUUACUUCACGCAGGGGGAUGUGACCCGAAGAGAGCUGGAAUACCUCCAUGAUGAUUCAGCGGCUUCCUUUGACAGCUUUUCCUUCAGGGCCCGUCUGAGGUCUCGGGUUGAUGGCGUGACGUCCGACUCUGUCGUCCUGGAGGAGAUCUUUAACAUCUCCAUCAAACGACGGGGAUCUGAACCCCCGGAACUCGUCACCAUUGACCAGCUACUUGAGGUUCUACAAGGAUCAAUGAUCCUUGUGACCCAGAAGCAUCUGAACACCCAUGAUGAAGACAGCCCGCCAGAUGAGGUCCAUUUCAAGGUCACCAAAGCCCCCAAAAACGGGCACCUGAUUGACGCCCACACCAUGGACACUCUCUCUGAGUUCACCCAAGAGAUGAUCAACAACGAGCAGGUGGGCUUUCACAGCGACGGCAGCCUUGCAGACGGCUUUGUGGAAUUCAUCGUGUCGGAUGGGGAACAUCAGACGGAGCCGCAAACGCUUCACAUCGGAAUCCUCGCUCGCACCCUCAUUCUGGACAAAGCCCCGGAGAUCAAAGUGAAGCAGGGAGAUGAUGAAACUCUGGUGACCGAGGAAAUGCUGAAAGCAACCACCGGUGGCCCUGUGGAGGAAGACGUCAUCUACAAGAUCACAAAUGUUCCAAAGUACGCGGCGGUCAUGGUAGACCGGCAGCCCACUUCAGCUUUCACCCAGAAACAGAUCAAGGAAGGAAGAGUCAGCGUGCGCUUUGUGAAGUCCACCUCGCCCCGCGACAGCGUCGCAUUUGUUGCUCGAAGUCGGGCAGCAAAUGUGUCGUCUGUCCUCAACAUCACGGUCCAGCCCUUGGCCAAAAUUGCUCAAGACCCUCUACUGCCUGAAGACUCAGUUGUUCAACUUGACAGGAAGCUUUUGGAUGCAACACCCCUGGAGAACAAAACCAGGUCCUCGCCGACGUUCACGGUCAUCCAGCAGCCACGGGGCGGUCCGUUCGUCAGGUCUGGCGGUCCUGGUGCAGGACAGCCUUUGGACUCGUUCAGCCAGCGGGACCUGGAUGAAGGGCACGUUGCUCUAGAAAUCCCCAAAAGCUCCUCCGGGUCCCAAGAUGGGGUCACUCGGGAUGAGGCUCGCUUCUUACUCAAGGCUCACGGGGUCCCCCCAGCAGAGUGUGUGCUUUCCUUUCAAACUGGCCCUUACAAUGCCUCUGGUGUCUACCCCGCCACUCUACUGAGGGUCCCCUCAGAGGUCCCAACAAAGGACCGGAAAGACAAGCCCACUGUGAGUGUGUACCCCCUUGCAACCACCGAAAGCCCUCGUUGGAAAGCCAACCAGGACCAACCCCACGGGGACGCUCACACCACCGCAACCCCAUCUGACAGCGGCUCUCACAGGAACCCCGUGGUUUCUCGACGCGGCAACAUCUGGUCUAUUCUCAUCCCCAUCCUCGUCAUCCUCAUCCUCCUGCUCCUGGCAGCCCUCUUGGCAUACUACCUGGUCCGUAAAAACAAAACAGGCAAGCACAACGUCCAGACGGCGGCGGCGGCCAAGCGGAAAAACGGCGAGGUGGCCGGCACGGAAACUUUUCGGAAAACCGACCCGGCAAAUAACAUCCCCAUGUCUAACGUGGAUUCCAAAGAGGCUGACCCAGAGCUGGUGCAGGACUGUCGGACAACGACUCCGGUCUUGAAAAAGAACCAGUACUGGGUUUGAGACUUUGACACCCUGGCCCCCCACCACCAGAGGUGGAUCCUCAAGUGUUUGGAGCCUCCUCCGAGUCUUCUCAGUAUUAAAGACUUCUUGCCACAGCAGUUUGAUGGAUUUUUGUUCUUUGACGCAAACGGUCGCAUACUUCUCUCAACUCAACUGUGGACUGAUUCUCAGGCAACAUAACACUGAAUAGUUGUUUGGUAAGGCAAGAGGCAGUUUCUUAUCUUCAAAUGCCAUGUAUAUUUAUUUUAGCAUUCCUCUCUGUCAAAGGGCACAAAUGACAUAAACAUGAUCGGUGUUUGCAAAAAAGAAAAAGUAUGCUAUGCUCGACCAUCUUCUAACAGAGGCCCGCAUUUCUUGUUCACAUUUUGCAUCGUCGAUCAGCUUCCAGCUCAUGAGCGUAGCUGUUAAGUGUACAUCAGGUCAAUGAUGACGUCAACACACUUAGGCCCAGAUGCAGCGUAUCUGGACAGUGACAGUUUGGAUUAUUUUUGACUUUAGAAACCAUCACAAUGAGUUUUAAGUAAAACAAUUAGACUGCCUCCAUUUUCGAGAGCUUCUAGCGCAGCAGUCCCCAACCUUUCUUUCUUUAAGUCAGACUCAUGAUACUGUCUAUGAAAUGUCGCCUUCUUUUUCUUGGAAGUCAUCGGCUGCUCUUCUGUCUCCUGGUUGAGCCUUUUCCCCUUCCCUGAGAUGUUUGUUUUUUUACUCAUUUUGCUAGCUCCCGGGUUUCAUUUUAGCGAUAACCUAUCAUGUGACCUCGAACCCCGCCUUGACCUGCGUCAAGCCUAACAAAUUGUAGACGGAUGUAACAGAGAGUCCAGUUAUUUUUCAAAAUAAAACAUCUUUCAGAU
Molecule: messenger RNA, 7905 nt
Organism: Hippocampus comes (tiger tail seahorse)
Lineage: Eukaryota; Metazoa; Chordata; Actinopteri; Syngnathiformes; Syngnathidae
Gene: cspg4
Product: chondroitin sulfate proteoglycan 4
Exons: 11
Coding region: 80-7054 (2324 amino acids)
Biological process (GO): anatomical structure morphogenesis
Source: RefSeq, a predicted model, not a curated record